Molecule: messenger RNA, 1347 nt
Organism: Raphanus sativus (radish)
Lineage: Eukaryota; Viridiplantae; Streptophyta; Magnoliopsida; Brassicales; Brassicaceae
Product: WD repeat-containing protein RUP2
Exons: 1
Coding region: 1-1149 (382 amino acids)
Biological process (GO): response to UV-B
Molecular function (GO): protein binding
Source: RefSeq, a predicted model, not a curated record
AUGGGAUUGGUUUUCGAUUGGUUCGAAUCCCCCAAAACAACAGUCAUUCUCUGUUUUCAUAUGAACACUCUUCAUCAUCAUCCUCAAAAGCAGGAACAAGAAGAACAAGAAAAAGAAGGAGAAGCGAGACACGAAUGGGAUCUUUCUCUCUCCACCGUCGUCUCUUCUUCCUCCUCCUCUGCCUCAGACGUUGUCGGAGCUAUUGAGUUCGACCCGACUGAUAACAUCCUCGCUACCGCUGGAAUCUCUAGAAAGAUUCGUGUUUACGGCCUCACUUCUCUCUUACGGACCACCUCCGGAGUUAGCUUCGUCGAUCAAGCCACCGCCUGCGAGUAUUACAUAUGCACUCCGGCGAAGCUCAGUAGUCUCAGGUGGAGACCCGGGUCGUGCGGUCGGGUUAUCGGGUCGGGUGAUUACGACGGCGUUGUGACGGAGUACGAUCUCGAGAAGAGGACGCCGGUUUUCGAGCGGGACGAGCACGGAGGCCGCCGCGUAUGGAGCGUGGAUUACACUCGCCACGGUGUGGGAGCGUCGGGAUCAGACGACGGGACCAUGCAGGUGUGGGAUCCGAGAUGUCCGCCGGAGGAAUCCGUCGGCCUUGUCCGGCCGGCGGGGAGUUGCCGGAGUGCCGUUUGCUGCGUCGAGUUUGAUCCCUCCGGCGGACCCGCGGUGGCUGUCGGUUGCGCUGAUCGGAGAGGGUACGUGUACGAUAUGAGGAAACUCGUUGACCCGGCGUUGACUUUGCAAGGACACACGAAAACGGUGUCGUAUGUGAGGUUUCUCGACGGUGGUACGGUGGUGACGGCGGGUACGGACGGUUGUCUGAAGCUGUGGAGCGUGGAGGACGGGCGCGUGAUUCGGACAUACGAGGGGCACGUGAACAACCGGAACUUCGUGGGGUUGUCUGUUUGGAGAAACGGCGCGCUGUUCGGGUGCGGAUCGGAGAAUAACAGGGUGUUCGUGUACGAUAGGAGGUGGAGGAAGCCGGUUUGGGUAGACGGGUUUGAACCGGUUGGUAUGACUUCUGGUUCGGAUAAGCGGUUCGUGAGUAGCGUCUGCUGGAGGCAAUCGGGUGUGGACCAGUGCACACUAGUGGCUGGGGGAUCUGAUGGAGUGUUGCAGGUUUACGUGGGCAAAAGAAAGCCAUAAUACUGUUCUUGUUAAUUUUAUAAUUACUAUAUCCUUUUUUAUGAUUUAUGAUGAUGUUUUUUUUUGACUAAAAUUUAUGAUGAUGUUUCUUCUUAUUUUUUUUUUAGAUUUACUUUCCUGCCCGAGAUUGAUUUUUGCUGCACUUGUGAGAGCGUUCGAUCUGUCUUGUUUUUAUUUAUAAAGGAUUUUUACUUGUUA